Molecule: messenger RNA, 2247 nt
Organism: Centruroides sculpturatus (bark scorpion)
Lineage: Eukaryota; Metazoa; Arthropoda; Arachnida; Scorpiones; Buthidae
Gene: snu
Product: ABC transporter G family member 23-like
Exons: 16
Coding region: 43-2181 (712 amino acids)
Cellular component (GO): membrane
Molecular function (GO): ATP binding; ATP hydrolysis activity; ABC-type transporter activity
Source: RefSeq, a predicted model, not a curated record
GGCUCGAUCGAAGAUCCGUCAGUUCUGAUGUAAUCUAAACACAUGGCGACUGUGAGGCCACUUAACCUAAGUGUAGCGGCUGUCGAAGCUAAAGAUUUAGAAGUAUCCUACGGAAUCAAGGCUAACAGGGUCAAAAUUUUGAAUGGUAUCGACUUGGAUGUACGGAAAGGAUCUAUUUAUGGAUUACUAGGACCGAGUGGCUGUGGCAAGACAACAUUACUAAGAUGUAUAGUUGGCAGGGUGAAACCAGAUCAAGGUGUUGUCAAAGUAUUUGGUGCCGUACCCGGUUCAUCUGGUUCCUCUAUACCUGGUCGAGGUGUUGGCUAUAUGCCUCAGGAAAUAGCCCUAUAUAAAGAAUUUACAAUUGUGGAUAUUCUUACUUAUUAUGGUAACUUAUAUGGACUGGAGAUGAACUUCAUUCUCGAUCGAAUCGAUUUUUUAGUCAAAUUUCUGGAUCUUCCUGAUAAAACUCGUCUUAUAAAAAAUCUCAGUGGUGGUCAACAACGUCGAGUUUCUAUCGCGGUAGCUUUGAUCCAUCUCCCUCCUCUUUUGAUAUUAGACGAACCUACUGUUGGAGUCGACCCCCUUCUGAGACAAAAUAUAUGGAAUCAUCUCGUAGCGCUUUCGACUAAUCAGAAAAUGACAAUCAUCAUUACAACACACUACAUUGAAGAAGCCAGGCAAGCUAAUAUGGUAGGACUUUUAAGAAGAGGGCGCCUGUUGGCCCACGCCGAUCCCGAGACCUUAAUGAAAGAACAUCACAUGAAUACGCUGGAAGAAGUAUUUUUAAAAUUAUGCCAAAAAGAUUUGGAAACUAGCGAUGGAAAUUCAACUGCCAUCGAAAUGAAUAAUUUAGAAUACAGUAAUACACCAGAAACUCUACAGGUAAUAAGUACCGUAAUUACUCGUUGUCAAUGGUGUAGGCUACCUCAGAGUCGGUCACUGACACAGGCAUCUCAGCCUCAAGAACGGGCAGCUCCACAUCACUUUGAAGCCGCCUCUGUUCUUCGGUAUUGUCAGACCGCUCAUCACAUGGAAAAUGCGAGCAGAGCAGCACCUGAAACAAUUCCUCCUAUGUGGAGAUUAGGUUUAUUACUAAUACAAGUAUUCUUACCCGCCAUCCACGCUGCAUUAUUUUGCAUUUGUGUUGGAAGAGAACCGUUCGAUCUUAAAAUUGCUGUUAUCAAUAACGAAAUAGGUGACCACAUGGGAAAAGAAUUUCUUGGUCUCUUGUCUAGUAAAACAGUUAAAAGAAUGGAAUAUAAUAGUACAAGUGCUGCAGUCGAACACGUCAAAAAUGGGAAAGUGUGGGCCGCCAUCAGCGUGGACGAGGAUUUUACAGAAUGUUUAUUUGAAAGAAUUCAACUUGGAAUCGCAGCAGAUGAGGAGGUCAUUGAGUGUAGCACAAUUACCAUCGAUAUGGAUAUGUCCAAUCCAUCAGUUACUUAUACCUUAUUCAAAGCUUUCCUUGAUGCCUUCCAGAAGUUUGCUCAUGACGCCAUAGAAAAAGCUAAACUUAAUCCUUCGCUUUUGAAACUCCCGUUACAAUUAAAUCCUAUUUAUGGAUCACUUCAUCCCAACUUUACAGAAUGUAUCUUACCUGGUGUUGUUCUCAUUGUUAUAUUCAUAAUGGCAGAAGCAUUGACAGCUUUGUCACUAGUUAGUGAAAAGAGAGACGGAUUAAUGGAAAGAGAUUGGAUUGCAGGUGCAACGGAAACUAACAUUAUCCUUGCUCUCGCAAUGACACAGUUCAUAGUUAUGGUAGUACAAGUGGGAUUCUGUCAUUUUAUGAUUUUAGUUUUGUUUGCGGUGAAGUUGAGAGGAUCAUUUUUUCUUCUAUGGUUGCUCACCAUCUUACAAGGAGCUUGUGGGAUGACUUGUGGUUUGGCAAUUUCAACAGUUUCUAAUAAUGAAAAUACAGCCAUUAUGCUGCUGUUAGGAAACUUUUUUCCGAAUUUCUUUUUAAGUGGGAUUGUUUGGCCAGUUGAAGCCAUGCCAUAUGCACUGAGAUAUGUCAGUUACACAAUGCCUCAGACAUUUGCAGCAGAAGCCAUGAGAUCAUUGUUUGCAAGAGGAUGGGGUUUCGGUCAUGACGUCAUAUGGAAGGCAUUUGCAAUCACAUUUUUUUGGACUCUGUCUUAUUUGAUUUUCUCAAGAAUGAGUUUGAAUGUGAAAAAAUAGUUUUCAUGGUGCUCAGAAAAUUUCUUUUGUACUUAUUUAAUAAUGUUAUAAAUUUCUAUUAUUAAA